CACAUUUCCGUCACAAGCCCGGGACGGGCUUGAUCACGUCGCUUUAAGCGUGCAUCACGUCGCCCUACAAGGCCCACUUAACGAAACAUUUGAGUCAGAGGAAAUGUAGUGAAAAAAUGGAAGAAAAUUCGCCUGCCGAAGGCGUGCCUCCGACCGGCGGAGAGCUGCAGGAGUUCAAGACUAUAUACACUCGGAGGAUUUCCCGAGGCAUUCUGGGCCAUUUGACGAUACUUCCGCAUAGAGAUCAGCUUCCUUUCCUUUCUUUAAUGAAACUUCACUCGCUAUGGAUUAUUCAAAUGCCGAAAAGCCAGACGGCGUGACCGCCGCUAUCAAGAUCCCUCAACUCAGCCCCGAUCCACUAACAGGCCCCGUUCCGGCCGCGGCCGCCCCUCUUCGGCCCGUGGCUGCAGCAGAUGAUGAGGUGAUGGAGAUGCCAACAUGGAAGAAAUGGGUGACACUUGCGGUCGUUUGUUGGAUGGCCUUGCCCGUCACCUUCUCCGGCAGCUCCAUCUUGACAGCGACGUCCGAGGUUGCUGCCGACUUCAACGUCUCAACGCAUGCCAUCACCACAGCGAAUGCUGGCGUGUUCAUCGCCAUGGCUAUGUCUGCCUUGGUAUGGCUGCCUACUAGUAACAUUCUUGGCCGCAGAACAACAUACCUCGUCGCCAACUGCCUCUUGACCCUGUGUUCGAUAGGUUCGGCACUCUCCAACAGCUUUGCCUGCUUUACGGCUAUUUGGGUCAUAGGAGGAACGACGGGCCCUUUCUUUCUAGUGGCCGGACAAACCAUCUUGGCAGAUAUAUUUGAGCCUACAACUCGCGGAACUGCUGUGGGUUGUUUCUUGGGAAGUUGCGUGGCGGCAAACGCAAUUGCGCCAUUGACGGGAGCUGUCAUUGUGACCUUCACUAGUUGGCGAGUCAUCUACGGGGUCCAAGCUGGCAUGACAUUUGUCGGUCUCAUCAUGGCCUUUUUCUUCGUACCAAAAGCGAGCCAACUGGCGCAUCUGAAGAUCGCCGUCGCAGAAAGAGCUCCUAUCCGAUCUAUGGGUGACUUGGCUCACGCAUUCAACCCGAUGGGUGUUCUUCGCCAGUUCAAAUAUCCUAACAUCGUUGCAGCUAACUUUGCCUGCGGACUCCUGGGAUUCAACCAGUACGGUCUUCUGAGUUCCAUCCGACGAGUCAUCAACCCUCGUUUCGAUCUUACAACACCUCUUAUCAGUGGUCUCUUCUAUCUCGCCCCUGGAGCAGGUUUUCUGAUGGGAAGCACGAUCGGGGGCAGAGUCUCUGACCACACUGUGAAGCGAUACAUCCGAAAGCGCAAUGGUCUUCGUCUGCCUCAGGACAGGCUCAAGAGCAGCUUGCCGGCAAUCUUCGUUGUUUUGCCAGCCGGCACCUUGAUUUAUGGAUGGAGCGUACAGAAGGAAGUAGGUGGAAUAGCUUUGCCUAUCAUCAGCUGCUUCUUUGAGGGCCUCGGUCUCAUGUGGUCCUUCAGUGGUUUGAACACAUACUCCGCCGAGGCAAUGCCCGAGCGUAGAACAGCUGUCAUCAGCAGCAAAUACAUCGUCCAGUACAGUUUCGGAGCUGGCAGCGUUGGCGGUCUGGUGCCGAUGAUCGACGCCAUUGGAGUCGGCUGGUCUUUUACCAUUACCGCAUUCUCCGCUCUUCUAGCCGGCAUUCUGGUCUUGGGCAUUUCCAAGUUUGCAUCAAGGGCUCAAAAUUGGGCAGAAAAGAGCAACAGCGAUGAUUCAGAUUAAAGCAGGAUUAAAUCCAAGCCCGACGCUGCGGAAGUGCAUCUUUUUGGGAGUACAUUGGCAUAGCGAAUGGUGUUUUAUAGGGUCUAAUUCAGCGUUCUGGCCUUCAUUCAACUUGCCGUCUAUCGCUCCUUCUCUAGGGCACCGUCAUUCAUCUUGCAAUUUUGACAUUAGCUAGGCCAGAAAGGGCACAUAAGCAGGCUCCGUCACAAGAGGAAUGAAAUCUCAAACAUUCAAUCUUG
This is a messenger RNA of Colletotrichum phormii, 1992 nucleotides long. RefSeq names its product major facilitator superfamily transporter. Gene Ontology annotation, cellular component: plasma membrane. Gene Ontology annotation, biological process: transmembrane transport. The transcript has 6 exons. The record is from RefSeq and is a predicted model, not a curated record. The coding region runs from base 284 to 1753 and encodes 489 amino acids. Gene Ontology annotation, molecular function: transmembrane transporter activity. Lineage: Eukaryota; Fungi; Ascomycota; Sordariomycetes; Glomerellales; Glomerellaceae.